Messenger RNA from Solanum lycopersicum (tomato), 4654 nucleotides. The record is from RefSeq and is a predicted model, not a curated record. NCBI's taxonomy places the organism in Eukaryota, Viridiplantae, Streptophyta, Magnoliopsida, Solanales, Solanaceae.
CCACGCGCCCCUCUUCUCCAUUCAGACCUAAAUCGCAGCAUCCCUAAAAGACGAAGAACCCUAGUUCGGUGCGGCAUCUCUUCAUACACUACGCCGUGAUUGGCACAAUUUCUUGUACCGCUCAAAGAUUUUAGAAACUCUUCGAUGGUAUUGUGUUGUAAUUUACCAGAAACUGUGCCUCACUGCGAGUCUACGACCAGCGACAUUGCCUGACUUUCACGAUUUCUAUUGACGGCUUUGCAAUCUAUCAGCAUCUCAGUCUUUUCUUCCAAGUUUCAACUGCUCAGUUUACCCCCAAAAAAUAAUGCAUUGCAUGGGAAUCAACCUCUUCAGGCUGCAUACUCUAGGGAUAGACAUCAAUUGGUCUGAUCUCAAAGUGCAUUGGAGCAAACACCUCUAUACAAUUGUAUAACCAUUUUUGGUUUCUACUUGGAUCAGAAAGUUUGAUGUAUUUUAUUUUCUUUAAAUGUUGGACACCAAGAAGUCAUGCAAACAGCAACCUAUUAGUUUGUUUCUCCUUGGUAUCCUACAAGUUGUGGCGAUUCAAAGUCCCCUACUUUUUCCUUUCAUGAGAAUGUAGGCUACGAUAACCGGACAUCUCUAUUCAGUUAUCUUUACAGAAGCUACUAAUCUAUGAUAAACUAAACUUGUUGCCUCUAUUUUGCUCGUUAUGUCCUUCAUGCGGCUCUGAGAAAUUUGAUUGCCUUUUAUUUUCUUUAAGCGUUGGACACCAAGAAGACAUGCAGACAACAACCUAUUAGUUUGUUUCUACUUGGUGUCCUACAAGUUGUGGAAAUUCAAAGUCCCCUACUUUCUCAUUCUCAUGAGAAUGUAGGCUACGAUAACCCUACAUCUCUAUUCAGCUAUCUGUGUGGAAGGUACUUAUCUAUGAUAUAGUGAACUUCUUGCCUCUCUUUUGCCUCUUUAAGAGAUACAGCCUUCAUGUGGUUCAGGGAAGUUUCAUUGGCUUUUAUUUUCUUUAAACGCCGGACACGAAGAAGACAUGGAAACAGCAACAUAUUAGUUUGUUUCUCCUUGGUAUCCUAUAUGUUGUGGGUAUUCUAAGUCCCCUACUUUCUCCUUCUCAUGAGAAUGUGGGCUACGAUAACCCUACAUUUUUAUACGGUUAACUUUACAGAACCUACUAAUCUAUGAUAUUUUAACCUAGCUGCCUUUUCUUUUGCCAUCUACCUCAAGAGUUCCUUCAUCUGGUUGACGAAAUGUCUUUAGUUUGUUUAGGUGUCGGACUCCAAGAAGACUUGCAACGAAUAAACUAUUAGUUUGUUUCUCCAUGGUAUUCUACAUAUUUUGAUGAUUCAUAGUCCCUUAAUUGCUAGCUGUCUUUUCUUUUGCCAGUUCCUUCAUCUGGUUGACGAAAUGUCUUUAGUUUGUUUGAGCGUCGGACACCAAGGAGACUUGCAACAAAUAAACUAUUAGUUUGUUUCUACAUAUUUUGAUGAUUCCUAGUCCCUUACUUUUUAUUCGGAAGUUUUAAGCUCUGAUCAUUUAUGCUUUUGGCCUCAACCUGAAAAACCAUUACACAUUAUCUCAUCCCUUGCGUUCUAUAUAGCUAACAAUUAGCAUUCACUUGUUGGAAAGAGAAUGAGGAAUUUGCUGAUUGGGAGCUGUAUUGUUGGAAAGUAUGAAGUUUUGAUAGACUAAAAGAUAGAACCACAGUUGUAUUAGAUGGGAAGAGCUGUUUCUAUAGCAGGAAUUUGAGUUAUUCUUUUAUAGAGUAAUUGUGCUGAAAGUCUGUCCAUUAGAAAGGCUUGUGCAUUUCUUUGUUAUGUUGGAAAUGAUACUGAGUAUGUUUUCUAUUGUGAUUCUUUCUAGUCUUCUGUGAAUACUUCUCUCUUUCUACUUUUCUUUGUAGUUGUUUCGUCCUCCCAGAAACUUAGGUUUCUAUCUCUUCUAAUGCAUUUUCCUCUUUGGUUGUCCACGAUCCACUUUCUUGUUUUUAUUGUUUCACAAUUAUUUUGACAUGAAUACUAUAGUUCUCCAGAUGUGUACUGGUUUUUUGGUUUUGGGCUUUUGGCUUCCAUUUUAGGAUUUUAAUUUUUUUUGAAACAAUUACCAUGUUUUUAUUUGGUCAACUGAUAGUUUCCCUGUUUAUUAUUAAACAUACAAGAACUGACUUACAAAGUUGAAAUCUUUCCAAUCUACAUAGUCGAAGACACCUUGGCUUUAUUUUUGCACAGCAGUUUUCCAACUUUUGAAGAUAAUCUUCCACAAAGAGCAAUUGGAUGGGGUGAAAAGGCUUGAUAGAAAAAGGAUGGAGUGGAAAGGAUAAUUGUAUAUGGCACGUUCUCUUCCCUUUAUGGAAGAAGUUGGCUGUAUAGGUUAACGGCAAUAUAUUUAUCAAACUACUGAAGUAGAAGCUACAUAUUUUGUGUCUUAACAUAAAAGACUUUCCUGAAUCUGAAAGCAUUGGAACUUCAAAGUCAUUAUUCCCAUCCCCCAUCCCCCAUUCCUACCUUUUCUUGAUAGAAGAGGGAAAUCCACUACCUGUCACUUAAACUAUAUAUAUGCACUUAACAGACUUUGCUGUGCUUGCAUGUCAAGAUGGAUAGAUCACAUCGAAACCCCUAAAGUCUGAAAAAAAAUGAUGACAGAAAAUAUUGAGUGAUGGUUUCUUAUAUCCAAUUGUCCUACAAAAUUUUUCUGUUGAAUAUAUUCCUCCUUCAAUGUGGAAAAGGAGGUUAUAAUCACACGUACAUCCUCUUAGUGUGUCGCUGUAUAAUUUUGUGAAAUAUGGAAUAGCUGUAGAGACUCUUCUCUUUUUUUCAAUUUGUGGGUCCUUUGUUCAUACAAUACAAUUGGACAAAAAAGGAAUGCAAAAAAUACCAAGUGAUUGUUUGUUGUAUCCUGUUGUCCUACAGCAUAUGAGUGAUGAACAGUCUCCUUCUUUAGAGUGGAAAAGGAGGCUACAGUUACUCAGACAACCUCUUUACAUGUUGCUAUAAUUAUCUAUAUGGAAUAGCUGUAAAAAUCCUUUGCCCCCUCAUUCUGGGGGUAUAUUGUCCGAGCUGUACAGUUGGACAAAAAAUACAGAGUGAUUGUUUGCUGUAUCAAGUUGUCCUAUAAAGUUGAGUGAUGAACGGUCUCCUUCUUCAAAGUGGAAAAGGAGGCUACAAUCAUUCCACCUCAUCCACGGAGCAUAAUUGCCAAUAAUAAAACCUCCCAAGGUUCAGACUUGCAUAAAUGCAGCAAUCAACACUAUCAUCACACACGUCGGCGGUACAAGGAGCUUCAGCUGCGGAGUCCAAUGAGAUGAGUGGAGAUGCGCCGCCAAAGCAGGUGGCAAUGGCACUGGAGCGACUGGGGCAGGCGAGUCGACUCAUAGCUGAUAUUAGAAUUGGCGCAGAUCGGCUGUUGGAAGCCCUAUUUGUGUCAGCUCAGCGGCAACACUCUUCUAAACCUUUGCAUCUUAUCCACAAAGAAGAAGCUUCCAUGAGACAACACCUUCAAGAGCUUCGCUCUGUUGGAAGACAGUUAGAAGAUUCUGGUGUCCUCAAUGAUUCCCUCCGAUCACGAAGUAAUUCAUGGGGCCUCCACAUGCCUUUGGUUUGUCCUGAUGGUGCUGUUGUUGCAUAUGCAUGGAAGAGACAACUUGCUGGUCAGGCUGGUGCAUCUGCAGUUGAUAGGACCAGGUUAGCUCUCAAGGCCUUCAAUGGUCAGAAAAGACGAUUUUUCCCCCACCUUGAUACCAAUUAUGGUGGGGAGGGUGUGACAAAGAAACUUCGUGGUCCUCCAUCAAGUGAUCAAGAAGAAACUUGUGAACUGAAAUCAGUGUCUGAAGUUUUGACACAUCUGAAAAAGGAGGUCUCAAAUGUAAUAACAUUCUCUUACCGGCGUUUGGAUUGGUUGUUGCGAGCUACCUCAUUGCCCUCUUCGACCAGUGAAAAUUCUAUUGAAUUAUCAAAAGAGAGUACUUUCCAAAGCACGAGAACAUUAAGACAAGGAUCAUCUGAUGAUGAUGUUUCAGACAAGGUUGCUAUAAUCGAAUUGUUGAUUCCUUCUGUUUUUAGAGCCAUAGCAUCAGUUUCCCCUGCUGGUUCCUUGGAUCCCGACGCUGUAGCAUUCUUCUCGCCAAACGAGGGUGGUAGCUACAUUCAUGCGAGGGGAUUCUCCGUUCAUCAUGUAUUUAGGCACAUCACGGAGCAUGCUGCUAUGGCUUUACAGCAUUUUACAGGUGUUGGUACUGAGUCACCCUUGCUUUCUUUGCUGCUGUGGGUUUGCAGCUAUCAGACUUUGUUCUCGAAAGCUUGCAGCAAGUGUAGCCGUCUACUAUCAAUGGACAAAGAGUCUGCCAUGCUACUGCCCCCUGUUAAUCGCCCUUACCGAAACUUUUCUGCUGGAAAAUUCUUGUCAAAAGAGGAGCCAAGUGUGGAUUCUAGUCAGUGUUUUCACAUCGACUGCUUUUCUGAGGAAGCAUAGAAAAAUCAGCUCCAUUGUACAAAGAAAUUCCGAACCUAUAAUGUAGUAUGUGGCCUGAGAGUGGUUGGUUAACGAAGUUUCUUUGGAUUGUAUUUGUUACACCAAACUUUAGAUUAGUUACGUUUAACUUUCUUUUUGAGGUCUUUAAAAUCCUACUAAAUCAAUGACAAUUUUAUACAAGUGAUCUUUUCUGAAGUCACUAACGAAGGUUAGUUAA